GUGACGUCACCGACCGCUUCACAAUCUUCAUACAGGACGCUGCUGAUUAAAUCAGUGGCUUCUACAUUCGAGCUAACCGCUAAACGCUCUUGGAAAGCAACCCACACCACACAACUCAUCGAAGAUGCCGUCAAUAUUUCGAACUCAACCUGAACAGUGCUGAUAGGAACCUCGGACAGCAUGACCGAUGUCAACGAAAGUUCCAACUGUUUCUACCAAGAACCGUACUGCGGAAGCACCGCCUGGUUCGUCAUCAACAUCAUCACCACCACGAUUACCCUCAGCGGUAACCUGCUCACCAUCGGAGCGAUCCUGUUCAGCAAGCGAUUGAGUUCCGUCAUCGCAAACCAAUUCGUUUUCAGCUUGGCCGUUAGCGACCUGCUGGUGGGAUGCAGCGUGCCGUACCACAUGGCGUUCUACGUGGUCGAACACUUCGGCGCGAACAAACUGAACUGUCUGUUGCGAUUCGUGCUCAUCUCGUUCGCGUGCUCCAGUUCCAUAUGCAACCUGCUAUUCAUAGCAGCCGAUCGGUACGUGGCCAUAGUGUACCCGUUGCAUUACGUCAGACUCAUUACCAGGAAAUCGUCGCUGGUGAUGAUUAUUUUAGGGUGGUGCAUGAGUUUCUCGGUGGCGGUGGUGCCGCUCAUGUGGAACGACUGGCAUCAGGCGCCCGUGUGCGAGCUGAUCGAAGUGAUUCCGCAGAACUACAUGAACUUCGUCGUGUACCCGAUGUUUAUUCUGAUAUGGGUGAUGAUGCUGCUGCUGUAUUCGAGGAUUUGUAGGGAGGCCACCGGGCAUGCGAAGAGGAUGAGGAGUGCGGGUAGUUGCCAGAAUGUGGCAAUACUGAAGGACUCCAAAAGCAUACAAGUGAUGCUGAUGAUCCUGGGCUGCUUCACCAUCUGCUGGCUGCCCUACUUCGUCAUCGCCCUCUACGCCCGCUACCACAAGGAGGCCAAGUCGGCCCUCCUCUACGAGAUCGCCUUUAACCUGGCCGUGGCCAACUCGGGCAUGAACCCGCUCAUCUACGCGUGGAAGAACCACAACUUCCGCGCCGCCUUCUUCACGCUGCUGCGCUGCCGCUCGCUGAACGCGUACGGCAGCGCGCAGUACGUCACCAAUCACGUACCGAGCAAGAAGAACUCCAUCUCGAACGAGGACGAGUUCAGGUGUCCCUCGGUGUGCGAACAGCUGGAACUCGCCGAGUACAAAACGGACGGGGAUAAAAACAGUUUGAAGAGUAACGGGACUGUAGUUGACAGCGUGUGACACUAAUGUAAAUGCAUGUCUCUAAAAAUCGUUGAAUCAAAAGCCUAAGAGGUAUAGGUAUCAAAUAAAUUUGUCGAAAGAGCGAUUUUAAGCAUGUGUAAAGUUCGUCCAUUCAGUCUGGGGAGAUUUCGAGAGACGACGUGACGAAAUGACAGAAAAUACAAUUUGCGUAACGGGACUGUAGUGUGACAGUAGUGUAGUUGAGUAAAAGACUAAGAAAUAUAGGUUAGUGAAGAUUGCCAGACACUACGUCCAAAAAUGACAGAAAAUAAUAUUUACAUGUGAAAUAAAAUGACAAGAUAAUAAAUGUCACUGUCAUGUAUCUUCUCGUUGUCUAAAAAUAACGAAAAAAUAAAUAUGCCUAAAAACCACUGAAUAACUAGACUAAGGAAAGAAUGUAUCAAACAACUUAUGGUUGGUUCAUUAAUGCUAAUACAAAAUUAUGCGAUGGCUAUGAAAUGAAGAUCGCUGUCAUUUUAUAUGGGAAAUGUCAUCGAUCGUCAUUUCCUAGCUAACUGGACGCCGUUUUUUUUCGAUCAUACGGUACUUCUUCCUUAGUAUUCUUGUUCAAUGGUAAGAACGCAUACUAUGGUAUAAAAUGAAUUAAGUUCCAAUGUAAAAACUCCAGAAGGUUUAUUUUAACUCAUCUUGAUUAUUUGAAAUUUGUAUAGUAUUACAAAAAAUGUAUAAAAUAACAGUACAAUUCAAUAAUUAUACAAUAUAUUAUA
Sitophilus oryzae (rice weevil) is the source of this 1994-nucleotide messenger RNA. RefSeq names its product 5-hydroxytryptamine receptor 1A (gene mAChR-C). The record is from RefSeq and is a predicted model, not a curated record. Gene Ontology annotation, molecular function: G protein-coupled serotonin receptor activity; neurotransmitter receptor activity. Gene Ontology annotation, biological process: G protein-coupled receptor signaling pathway, coupled to cyclic nucleotide second messenger; chemical synaptic transmission. The coding region runs from base 181 to 1266 and encodes 361 amino acids. The transcript has 2 exons. Lineage: Eukaryota; Metazoa; Arthropoda; Insecta; Coleoptera; Curculionidae. Gene Ontology annotation, cellular component: membrane; dendrite.